Caenorhabditis remanei is the source of this 1281-nucleotide messenger RNA. RefSeq lists its product as uncharacterized. The transcript has 12 exons. Bases 1 to 1281 code for a protein of 426 amino acids. The record is from RefSeq and is a predicted model, not a curated record. Gene Ontology annotation, biological process: G protein-coupled receptor signaling pathway. Gene Ontology annotation, molecular function: neuropeptide binding; neuropeptide Y receptor activity. Gene Ontology annotation, cellular component: neuron projection; plasma membrane. NCBI's taxonomy places the organism in Eukaryota, Metazoa, Nematoda, Chromadorea, Rhabditida, Rhabditidae.
AUGUUCGUUCUGACCAAUUCCUCACUUCCAACGGAACUUCGUACCGAAAACUUACUGUCAACAAUGCCAUCGAUGUCGAACGAUCUUAUGACAGUGACGUCUAUUAUAACUAACAACGCAACACCAACCUAUCAGGCAACUUGUAAAAUCAAGAAUAAUCCAAUGGAAAUGGAAUACUUCCGACCGUUUUUUAUCACAAUGUAUUGUGCUAUUUUCAUUAUUGCUAGCUCCGGUAACUCCUUGGUGGUAUACGUUGUGAUGACAAACAAACGGAUGCAGACAAUCACCAACAUCUUUAUUACCAACCUUGCUGUCUCUGAUAUUAUGGUCAAUUUCACAUCGUUGUGGCUUACACCAACAUACACCUCAAUAGGACAUUGGAUCUUUGGAGGCGGAUUGUGUCACGGACUACCUCUGUUCCAAGGUACAAGCAUCUUCAUUAGCACUUGGACUCUCACAGCAAUUGCAAUUGAUCGGUAUAUCGUGAUAGUGCACAACUCGUCAAAUAUCAACAUUAAUGACCGGAUGUCCAUGAGAUCAUGUCUUUCCUUCAUUGUGCUCAUCUGGUUAUGCUCCUUGCUCUUGGUCACACCAUACGCCAUCAACAUGAAACUAAACUACAUUAGUGAACCAUGUGAUUUUCUAAUCUGCAGUGAGGACUGGAGUAACGGAGAAUUUCGUUCUAUUUUUGGAAUUGUUGUGAUGAUUCUUCAGUUCAUUCUUCCAUUUGUUCUUAUUGCAAUCAGUUACACCAAAAUCUGGCUAUUCCUGAACAGCCGUCAAACAAUGACUGAAAGGAAAUCAGACAUUAAGAGAAAGAAGCGUCUCCUCCGGAUGUUAAUUGUCAUGGUGGUCAUUUUCGCUAUUUGUUGGUUCCCAUUCAACCUAUUGAACUGCUUACGAGACUUGAAACUCGAUAAUUUCAUGCGUGACUACUUCAGUUUCACUUUCCUCUCGGUUCAUCUUAUGAGUAUGACGGCGACUGCAUGGAAUCCAAUUCUCUACGCAUUCAUGAAUGAGACUUUCCGGGAGGAGUUCGCUAAAGUCGUCCCAUGCAUCUUUGCUCGUCGACCAGGAACUGGACCAAUCCGUGUUAUUACUGAACGCUCCGCUAUGAUCUCGAACCCGUUCCGCCGUGCAAAUCGCAAUAAAACUCCGGAAGAGCAACCAGUCACUGUGAUAUCUGAAAGCCCAAGCCAAGCAGCUGUUGAGCCGCAACGCAGCAUUGUGUACCUCGAUGAACCGGAAAACGGAUCGAGCUGCCAAACGCUUUUGCUUUGA